UAUAAUGCGCAUGCGCAGUACAUGCUCUUCGGUACUUGGGGUAAUGGCUGCGAGGUGAGAUGAGCGGAUCGGCCGCAUCCUUCGAGUGUGAGGCGCUUCCAUCGAGAGGACCGUUAACUCGGGCGGUGCCGAGUUAAAAUGGUCGAUAUCCGACCCGAAAAGCAUCCCGAGACUGUUGUACAUACUGCGAACAUCGUCCUUCAAAUUGCACCCACCGUUAACAUCCCGUCGUAGUGGUCAGUUCUGCCUGCCGAUCAGAGGUAAACCUGAGGCCAUGGCAGUGAAGGACCGUGUCGAGGCGGUGCUCAAUGUGGGUCUGCGAGUUCCCAGCAUCAUGCUGCUGGACGUCCUGUACCGCUGGGACGUCAGCUCCUUCUUCCAGAAGAUCCAGCGUUCCAGCCUCUCCAACAACCCCCUGUUUCAGUACAAAUACCUGGCUCUAUACCUGCACUACGUAGGUUACAUCCUGAGCCUGGUGCUCCUGACUCUGCCUCGUCAACACCUGGUUAAACUCUACCUGUAUGUCCUUACGGCCCUGCUACUGUUUGCUGGUCACCAAGUCUCAAGGGACUACGUGCGCAGUGAACUGGAGUCUGGCCAUGAAGGACCCAUCUACCUGGAACCUCUCUCCAUGAACAGAUUCACCACUGCCCUUAUAAGUCAGCUGGUGGUGUGUACACUCUGUUCCUGUGUGAUGCAGACCAAGAGGAUUUGGCUUUUCUCUGCUCACCUCCUCCCUCUGGUGGCCAGACUGUGUCUGGUCCCACUGGAGACCAUCGUCUUCAUCAAUAAGUUCUCCAUGAUCUUCACGGGCCUGGAGGUCAUUUACUUCCUGGCUUCUAACUUGUUGGUACCAUACAACCUGGCCAAGACUGCCUACAGGGAGCUGGCUCAGGUGGUGGAAGUGUACGGGCUGCUUGCUUUAGGAAUGUCUCUAUGGAACCAGCUGGUCCUUCCCGUUCUCUUCAUGUGUUUCUGGCUACUGCUGUUUGCUCUGCAGAUCUACUCAUACUUCAGCACCAGAGAUCAGCCUACCUCAAGAGAGAGGCUCCUUUUCCUCUUUCUUACCAGUAUUGCAGAAUGUUGUAGUACACCGUACUCCCUGCUGGGUCUGGUUUUCACCGUCUCCUUCAUUGCUUUGGGAGUUCUCACACUCUGCAAGUUCUACCUUCAAGGUUACAGAGCCUUUAUGAAUGACAACACCAUGCACAGGGGGAUGACCGAGGGCAUCACCCUGCUGAUCCUCGCUGUCCAGACCGGCCUCAUCGAGCUUCAGGUCAUUCACAGAGCCUUCCUCCUCUCCAUCAUCCUCUUCAUUGUUGUUGCUUCCAUCCUGCAGUCCAUGCUGGAGAUAGCUGACCCCAUAGUCCUGGCCCUGGGAGCGUCCAGAGACAAGAGUUUGUGGAAACACUUCAGAGCUGUGUCUCUGUGUCUGUUCUUGCUGAUCUUUCCAGCCUACAUGGCCUACAUGAUCUGUCAGUUCUUCCACAUGGACUUCUGGCUUCUCAUCAUCAUCUCCUCCUCCAUCCUCACCUCCCUGCAGGUUCUUGGCACUCUGCUGAUCUACGUUCUUUUCAUGGUGGAGGAGUUUCGUAAGGCUCCAGUGGAGAACAUGGAUGAAGUUAUCUACUGUGUCAAUGGGACCUACAGAUUGCUGGAGUUCCUGGUUGCGGUGUGUGUGGUGUGUUACGGCGUGUCAGAGACUGUGUUUGGGGAGUGGAGUGUGAUGGGCAGCACCAUCAUCCUGGUCCACUCCUACUAUAAUGUCUGGCUCAGAGCCCAGCUGGGCUGGCAGAGUUUCCUGCUCAGGAGAGAUGCUGUAAACAAGAUCAAGAGUCUCCCCACGGCCAGCAACACACAGCUGGAACAGUACAACGACAUCUGCGCUAUCUGCUACCAGGACAUGAACAGUGCUGUCAUCACUCCCUGCAGUCAUUUCUUCCACGCUGGCUGUCUGAAGAAAUGGCUGUACGUCCAGGAGACAUGCCCCCUCUGUCACUCGCAACUCAAGGGCCAAUCACCAACCACCACUGCCCCCAACCAAGACGCCCCUGUGGCCAAUCAGAGCCCUGCAGAGCAGGACGAAGCCAAUAAGAAGCAGAAAGAUGGCACUCCAGAUGAUGGGAAGGAGGGGGGAACAGGAGAGCAAGGGGGAGAUAACAGACCUGUCAUAUCAGCUGGAGAAACCUCCUCCUCCUCCUCCUCCUCCUCUGGUGUACCCUCUGCUCCCCAGAACCUGAAGACUUCAUCAUCAUCUUCCUCUUCUUCUCCUUCCCCACUUGUGACUGAAUCUAAGAACCAGCUGCCCUCAGAUCAUCCCUCGCCAUCUUCCUCCGACACAUCGGACAUGUCCCCCUCCGUCUCUCACCACUCGUCCUCGCAGGCUGAACCUGAGGAAUCAUCAUCACCACCAUCAUCAUUAUCAUCACCACAACAGCCUGACCAGCCCACUUCCCCUUCUGAUGAACAGUGUCCUCCUUCAUGCAGCCUCUGAGCCCCCUCGCAACACAUUAGACAUACAUGCAUGCACAUAUAAACACACAAUCUAAAUACUCCAUCUGCCAGUAUUCUGCCUGUAUUCUACUCGUCCAGCGGUCGGCUAUCCCAUCAUGUCAGAAAUUCAACUCCAUAUUCCUCCGUUUUCAUUUGGAGGAAAAAAAAAUCCAAAACAAUCUCUAAGCAAAUAUUCAUCACUCAGCAUUUUACAGUCUUGGAACAGAUCAUCUCAGUGUGUUUCCAUGACGAGUUUAACUUUCAUGCCAGCGAUGAUUUCAUUAGAGCGGGCAUAACUUUUUCCAUGGGUUUCUUUUUCCUUUCCCACAAAAAGGGGACAGCAGUAAUCUCAUCUCAUGAAUAAUUGGGAGUUCUACAUCAUGUCCACGAAAUGUGAAAUCCUGAAUGAAACUGAAGUAUCACUCAAUUAUUUUUUUGCUGUUUUUCUUAGAACUUCCCAUUGAUAUUAGUCCCAUGGUGACACUGAUAGAAUCAAGCUUAUUUCCUUUCAGUCCCAAACAUUUCAUGUGAUGGUCGUUCCCAUCCUGCCUUCGGUUUGUGCAGCAGCACUGUCGUUGCUGUACACUUCGUAGUAUUUGGUUUCUCUCUGUAGUCCUGUAUGUGCCAUGAUCUGUGGACGAAUGGUUCAAAGCAUUCAGAGAGCCUUGACGGUUGCGUUUUUAAACAGCGAUUCACAAAGUACAAAUUUCUCCAUUGGUUUUGAUAAAGAUUUGUGUGUAUUGGAGAAUACAGAGAGCAUCAAGAGAGAUUGAAUGUUGUUUUUCUCGAGGCCAUCACAUGACCUGAAGCCUGGUGCUCAAAGAGGAUACAUGAUGUGGUCUAGUCAAAUGUUCACAUGGAAGACAAAUUGAUUUCAUGUGUCAAAGCUUCAAAUCAAACUUGUUUGGCUGGUCCCAGCAACAGCAGCUUCACUCCUCAUCGCCAAACUUUUGUAUUCCUGUUGAAGAAAUGUUAUUUUUAAGAUAAUUUUUACAUUGCCGCUUUAUCAGAUGACGCGCAGUGCAGACAGACUGAAAGUGAGGGAGAGGACGGGGAAGACGUGCAAGAGAGGCCACGUUUUAAGCUUGUAUCUGACCCUUCAGUGGAGCGAAGUGUAAAUUAGCCCUCAGAGCUCAAACUUCGUCGUCGUUGGCUCUCAUUAAUUCAUGGUACUUAUCCGCACUCGUCGCCCCGAGAUCAGCUGAUUCACACACACACGCUCACUGAACCAGGACAUCCGAUGUUUGUCGUGGAGCCGGCAGUCGUUGACUCUUUCACGGCUCCAUCCAGUCGCAUCAGAGCACCCUCACCAUCCUCCUCCUCCUCCAUGAAAUGUUUCUACCAGCAAAUUGAGCCGCUCGAUAAGAAAGCUUUUUCACACACACACACACACACACACACUGAUGGCUCCCGUGACGUGUGUGUGAUGGAGAGUCUGAAGGUUUAAUAGAAAGACUUGAGAACCAGAGAAUGCCGAGUCCUGAUGCACGCUUAUUUGUAGAGCCUGCACGCUGCCACUGUUACCAUAGCGUUUAUUCGUUUGUCCCGCCGUGUUCUCCACCCCGGCUACCGAUGUUUCUUCUUCUGCCAUUUUUGUUUUCCUUUUCUUUUCUUGGAUUGCAUUUGCACUAAUGUCAUUUAUACUAGCGAUGCUCCUAAGCCGUUUCUGUGGCUGUCAGCAACCAAAUACCCUCUGAUGUUGUUUGUGUACGAGGAAACAGCCGAAUCUGUUUGUGUGUAAUGUAUAUAAAUGUUGCCCUGUAUGGCAUCUAUAUUAAACCAGAGGAGUGUUGAUAUAUGAAUAAGAUCGGGGCUCGAUUUCUCCAAGGCUUCCUGGUGGUUCGACAGUCUUUGUUACUGUACAUGUCUGUGGACAAAGACAAACUUGGAAGCUUUCGGGAAGGCGAGCGCUCUGACCUGAGACCAGCCAGUGUUACCGCCUCUCCGGUCUGUAUGACGCGUCCUCACGCUGGUGUGAUCACUCCGGUGCCCUCUACUGUUAGGAGUGGGAUCAGCAUGGCGCAGACGGACAGGAGACGCACUAGUUAACCAUUGACAGUAUUACUUACUACCACUAUUACUAAAGGUCUUAUUACUAUGAAUGACUUUAUCGUUGACAUUGGAAAGCGUUGGCUGCAGGGCUCAGAAUGAAUACAUUAAUACUCGAUGUAGGAUCCGACCUGGCCAGCGCUCGUUUAUCUAUUUGUGUUAAUUUUUUUUUUUUUUUUUUUAAGAGAUGAAAUGUAGAGUUUGAUGUAUUUUGCACAUGUUCCUCUGAAAGGUGAACAUAAGGACAUCUUUCUGUAUUCUCAUCAGCUCCAUUCCUUAAGUCUUUGAUUUCAUACAAAAGCACUUGAAACCUUUUACACACAUUUUAAAACAUCCUCAUACUCACUUGUUCUUUGUUUUUUUUGGUUUUUUGGUUUUUUUUUUUACCAUGGAGCAUUUGAAGCGUGUCAGGCAGAGCGAUCACCUGCACGAUGAAACGUCUCCACGAUGUGAUGACUGUCACUGGCGACUGUAUGUGAAUGUGCAUCGCAGAAUUAAAUGAUACCUGGCAGAGAGUUCUCCCAGCUGUUGAUUCCAGACGUAUUUGCUCUGUUUAUACUCCAUGUUGGAGAGAUUGCAGUAGUUGCAGUGACUCCAGGCGCUGAACUGUGACAUAUUGUUUCAUACUGUCUGGGACAGUUUAACAUCAAAUGUUUUAAUCAAAGCUCCAUGUUUAAUAUUUGACUAUUGAACGUCUUCAUCUGAGAACUGAAGGAAGCUUAUGGACAUUACCUAUUUAAAGUUUUUUAGACUCUUUUAAAUGCAUUAUUUGCAUUUCAAAGCACCUCUGAGAUUUUAGCUGAGGGACUGACUUCAUGUGAAACAGAGCUGCAGACUUCCUUCACGAUCCGUUAUUGCUUCUUCGAAUUGCUUCCUUUAUCCAACAACAGUCCAAAACCCCUCAGAACUCUUCAUUUAAUUAGUUUCAUCAUAAAGAACAAAAAAUCAACAAAUGCUUUAAGUUAAAAAUCUUCAACCAGCAACUAAAACAGGACUGAAACUAUUUUUCUGCUCACAAAAUAAUCAAUCAGCUGAUUGCUUUAUCGGCUCAUCGUUUCAACUGCAUCAGGGAGUGAACCUGUUAGAGAGCAGCUUCUCUCCUGAGCUUUAAUGUGUUUUAAAAUUAUUACAUUAUUGCACUAAACAUGUCAGGUCAUCAGAUUUAACUUGAUCACUGUCAUCACUGAUUUUCUGCUAAAAAACAACUUUACAAUCAAGCGUUCCCUCGAUGACCACCAGCCAGUGUAAGAACUGAAGUCGGUCUCUCAUCUGAAAUCCAGAUGUUUCUCAGACAAUACUUUGCAAAACCAUGAAUAUAACAUUAAAAAUGUAAGCAAAUAUGAUGGAAUCAGUAGCUGCCACAGAUCUGUAGAGGACGGGGCUCUGCCGCCUCGUACUGUCGCCUCUGACUGAGACUUACUUCACAUCUCUGUUUAAUUUCUCUUCUUUACGUCUGGUUUAGUUUUUCCACUCACACAUUCAGGACCUGCUCUGUCAAACCGGACUCUGAAUGCCAGUUAUGUUCUGUUUAAAAAGCCCCACGGUUGACUUGUGGACUUGAUGCCUGGCAUUGCCUUUGGUUAUUUUACAAAAAUUGAAUGUCAGAAAUAAAACGAACCAUCCACUCUGGA
Acanthopagrus latus (yellowfin seabream) is the source of this 6173-nucleotide messenger RNA. RefSeq names its product RING finger protein 145-like. The transcript is spliced from 12 exons. The coding region runs from base 275 to 2494 and encodes 739 amino acids. Gene Ontology annotation, cellular component: endomembrane system; endoplasmic reticulum. NCBI's taxonomy places the organism in Eukaryota, Metazoa, Chordata, Actinopteri, Spariformes, Sparidae. Gene Ontology annotation, molecular function: ubiquitin protein ligase activity; zinc ion binding. The record is from RefSeq and is a predicted model, not a curated record.